AUGAGCCAGGAACAGCUGUUGAAGCUAUGGCGAUUUUCCAAGAAAACAAGCUCAUUCGAUGCAUUUGUGUCUCACACCUGGUGGACACCGGGAUCUCAGAAGUUCAUUUCUUUAUUACUUCGUUUCUACUGGCACUAUGCCGUAUUUGCUGUCAUUGUGGCGAGCACGGUGAUCCUGAUCAUGUACAGGCUGGACAUCUUGCCCAUGCCUUUAAGGUUCACAUCACAGUACGUUUUAUUCCCAAGAACCAUUCCCUGUGGGCCGUGGGCGAGUCUGUUCGCAUUCCCGGUCUCGCUCAUUGCCUUACUUUGCGCUCCUCUCGUGCCCUGUUCGAGCUUCGAUAUUUUCUACGAUGUUACAUGCAUUCACCAAACGGAUCCGGUGAUGCGCGAACGAGGUAUAUAUGGUAUCGGCGGCUACCUGACCGUUUCCAAAGAGCUCCGCAUUUUGUGGUCGGUGCCUUACUUGACUCGACUGUGGUGUAUAUUCGAGCUCGCUGGAUACCGCAAGGCCAAUCCAGAAGGCAAGAUCGUUUUCCAGCCGGUGAUGGUUGAACGUCACUUCUUCGUGCUCUGGGUCUGCAUGUACUUGGUCACAUGCAUAUUCCAGUUCCUGAACACCGGCUCAGCCAGGGGGGCGUUCCUCAUCGCAGCCGUUGUCGGUUGUUUUGCUCUCAUUCCCGGCAUCCAUGAAAUUCGGAGAGGCUUCCAGGAGCAAGAGCAUAGUCUACAGAACAUGGCAAACUUUGACCUUGAGCUCGUUUCGUGUUCCAGUGAUUUCGACAAGCGGUUUAUUGUCGCGGCGGUCAGCCAGUGGUAUGGAAGCGCCGAUGCAUUCACACAAUAUGUUCGUGGGCCUUUGCGGGAUGAGCUGGUGCAAGUGGUCGCCGAGAUGCAGGCUCCCCUGUCGUACUGCUUGUUGGCAUAUUCGCCUAUUGCCGGAACUCUAGUGGAUGUUCUGGGGGCACUUUGGCUCGCCGGCGCCCCCAGCGAGAUCAUGUUGGCCUUCGUGCUGGGACAGGUGCUGUCGUCCGUCUUGCUGACCACAGCCCAAUUGAAACUCCUGUUCAUGCUCGCGAGGCACUAUGCUCAGCCCAGGUUUGCAAGCCGCAAAAUGGACUACAUGCAGACUGUUGGUGUAUCGCUUCUCUUUCUCAUGCUCGUUGCUGUUUCGUUUGUGAGAACUUAUCUGUACUAUACUUUCGGAGUUCCUGGUGCCGUGGUGUGCCUCUUCGUCAUAGUGAUCAUAUUCAUUGCCACGUUCUUUCGCGACUUGAAGCAGUUAUGGGACCGGCUUCGCCAAGGUGUUUUGGGACUGGGCCUUAAAGGCCAAAGUCCUUGA
This is a messenger RNA of Symbiodinium sp. CCMP2592, 1341 nucleotides long. The record is from the annotation of a GenBank genome assembly. Lineage: Eukaryota; Dinophyceae; Suessiales; Symbiodiniaceae.